Molecule: messenger RNA, 267 nt
Organism: Rhizophagus irregularis DAOM 181602=DAOM 197198
Lineage: Eukaryota; Fungi; Glomeromycota; Glomeromycetes; Glomerales; Glomeraceae
Source: RefSeq, a predicted model, not a curated record
UUUAUUUUACGUGCACAUUUAUUAAUAUGGACGGGAGAUAUCCCAGCAUUAAGCAAAAGCUUAAACUUAACUGGGCAUAACUCAUAUAAGGCCUGCCGCUUUUGUAUGAUAGAAGGAAUCUGUCAUCCAUCAAACCAUCACAUAUAUGAUGAUACUGUCAAUAUGGCUAAAUUAAUUGACAGUGAAACAAUUAAAAUUCAAAAAAAUAAUAUGAUAAAAGAAACAGGCAGGUAUAUUUUUAUUUUUAAAACCAAUUACAUUAAAUAA